This is a messenger RNA of Vicia faba (fava bean), 363 nucleotides long. The record is from the annotation of a GenBank genome assembly. Lineage: Eukaryota; Viridiplantae; Streptophyta; Magnoliopsida; Fabales; Fabaceae.
AUGGUCGGAGUGGUCAUAGGUGCAUUUGUAAUUUAUUGCCUCAUUCCGAAAGAUGGUGGGAAGAUCCUUCCGACUUCAUCAGACACCACUUUAGCUGAAUUAUUCAAGCAGCAUCCUCCACUUUCAGUGGAGAUACAUAUGCCACCAUCUCCACUGCAGCUGACAUCACCUAACGACUCAGUGGAAGAGUCGUUGCAGCAUCCAUCACCCGAUAAUGACUCAGUGGAAGAGUUGUCGCCUGUCAUCUCCACCCACGCUGCCAACACCAUCCAUGCCGGUUACAUGGAGCCUACCUCGUGUUGGUGGGCAAUAUCCUCCUGUUGGUUGAUCUCCGUUCUCUGCUCUGAGUUUCAACUUUGCUAG